AAGGAACUCUCCCUCGCCUUCAUCCCACCCUACCACUAUUUUUUUUUUCAGCCGUCAUGUCGGCAUCUCCCCUCGUUCUGCGGCCUACGGAGGCCAUAAAGCCUACCUCGACCAUCUCUUCGCCAAACAAGCAUGUCUCCAAUCAACCUUCUUCCAGUGCAACUCCCCAACGAACCGAUGAAGCGAAAGCGAUAUCGAAACCCAGCUCAUUGGUCCCCACUCUCGACCUCGCUGAGCAGAUGAACGAGGACGAGAAGAGGAAAUAUAUUAAAGGAAAGAAACUCGGCGAGGGUACCUAUGCCAUCGUCUUUCUAGGCCGUCUCCGCUCCGACCCGUCCUCACUCGUCGCCAUCAAGAAGAUCAAAGUUCAGAAAGAAUACCGCGAAGGCAUGGCACCGGAUGCGGUUCGCGAACUCAAGCACCUCCAGGAGCUGCACCACCCCAACAUCAUCUCCCUCCUCUCCGUCUUUUCGUCCAAGGACCAGAACCUCAACCUCGUCCUCGAAUACCUGCCCCUCGGCGACCUCGAGAUGCUCAUCAAGGACACCGAGCGCAUCCGCUACGGCGCCGCCGACAUAAAGGCCUGGAUGGGCAUGCUCUGCCGCGCCGUCUGGUUCUGUCACGAGAACUUCGUCCUCCACCGCGACAUCAAGCCCAACAAUCUCCUCAUCGCCGCCGACGGCGAGGUCAAGCUCGCCGAUUUCGGUCUCGCCCGCUCCUUCGCCGACCCCCUCCAGGUCAUGACCAGCCAGGUCAUCACCCGCUGGUACCGGCCCCCCGAGCUGCUCUUCGGCGCAAGGCACUACAGCGGCGCCGUCGACGUCUGGUCCGUUGGCUGCGUCUUCGCCGAGCUCAUCAUCCGUCACCCGUUCAUGCCCUCCGACACCGAGGUCCAGCAGGUCAGCGUCAUCUGCCACGCCGUCGGCACCCCGCGCGAGGACAACUGGCCCGGCGUCUCCAAGCUCCCCGCCUACACCGUCCCCGACGACGGCGAACCCCCGCGAGGCCGUGAUUACUUCAUGGGCUUCUUCAGCACCGUCGGCCCCGACGGCGUCGACCUCCUUAUGAAGACCCUCGUCCUCGACCCCAACAAGCGCAUCACCGCCCGCGACAUGCUGCGCCAUCCCUGGUGGCACGCUCAGCCCAAGCCCACCCGCAAGGAGUACCUGCCCCGUAAGGACGGUGGAGAAUCCCAGAUGGCCGCAGAUCUCAAACGUCGCAAUGGCAUCCUGGAAGAUGAUAGAGGGUCCAAAGUUGCUCGCAGGCUGGAUUUUGGGAAGUAAACCCAGACACCGUCUCGCUUACGCUCCACGCGCAUAUACAGAGGGAGGACAUAAUAUCACGGUCAAUACGGGGGAAAAACAGAAAGGAUGCAUGGAUAAGGCGCCAUCACUUCACGUUUGCUCUUAGGUCCUUGUUUGGGCUACUUGGCUAGUUACGCAAAGGAGUUUCGGGGCGUUUCUGGUUCUCAAGGAGUAUUUCAGGGUGGGGGAGUUAUAUACAAAGGUGAGGCGCGUACAUGGUUUAGAAACGCCGUCCCACGAGUAUAUGCAUUCCAUUACUUUCGAUUUUCGAUUUUUUUUUAGUUCUCGACUUCCCUUUUCCCUCGUAUCCUCUUUCGGCAGCUCAGUCUCGCCCUGGUCGCCUUACAUCAGAGAGCACUCCAGACCGUACAUAGCCCUCUCCACGCGAUUCUUCACCUGAUACCAAUCCGCACGCCGCUGCGCAUACUCAUACACC
Messenger RNA from Sodiomyces alkalinus F11, 1740 nucleotides. Its product is annotated as serine/threonine-protein kinase crk1. The record is from RefSeq and is a predicted model, not a curated record. The transcript is spliced from 2 exons. Gene Ontology annotation, cellular component: transcription factor TFIIH holo complex; transcription factor TFIIK complex; cytoplasm. Gene Ontology annotation, molecular function: ATP binding; RNA polymerase II CTD heptapeptide repeat kinase activity; cyclin-dependent protein serine/threonine kinase activity. Gene Ontology annotation, biological process: positive regulation of transcription by RNA polymerase II; protein phosphorylation. NCBI's taxonomy places the organism in Eukaryota, Fungi, Ascomycota, Sordariomycetes, Glomerellales, Plectosphaerellaceae. Bases 57 to 1283 code for a protein of 408 amino acids.